UAAAAUUUUAUUAAUUGCCCAGCCCUACUUUAUUGACAUCUAAACAAUUAAUUAAGCAGAAUCUUGGUGGAAUUGCCCUUUAACUUACAUGCCUGUUUGCUGUGUUCGAGUUAUGCGGUGAUGGAUCAAGGACAGUAAAAUUGGAAGACGGCUUAAACCAAGUGGACAUUGAGGUGACAGCAGAGGACGGCACGUUGAAGAAAUACAGCAUCGAGCUGACCAAGCUUUCGGCCAGUGGGGCCAGUUUGAGUGCCCUGAUUAUAAAGAGACAGCAGCUCCACCCUGCAUUUUCUCCAGACACUUAUGAGUACUCAUGCCAGGUGAAUUUUGACUGUCAUGUGGUCACUGUGGAAGCCCAAGUGCCUGACCACAACAUGCAGGUCACAGUGAAGGAGGCCUGCAGCUCCGGGUUUGUGAGGUUAAACGUCGGAGACACGCUGGUCACUGUCAAAGUCUCAUCACCAGAUGGCACCAAUUCCCAAGUGUACACAAUCAUGAUUACUCGGGAACAGAUUCCUUUAGCCGUCACCUUCUGCGAGAUGAAAGACCAGAUGGAGUUUGAGUGUCCCGUGUCUUUAAGUGCACUUUAUAGACCUGUGUCAAUAAAUCAGAGUGACCCAAAGGCCAUCUUCUCAGCCCCAUAUAUUGACAUGCUGACACGGAGGUCAAAGGUGCAUCCAUUUACUGACAGACCUUUGGGAGACUCAUGGAAAGUUCCAGAGGGUCAGCUCGACAAGAGAAUGUCCAGCACAUCCGUCAAAUGUUUCUUUGCACAUCGUGGUUGUAAAAGCGUGCUGAAACUUGCAGAGAUUGGAGCACACGCAAAAGACUGUCCCAACAGGCCGCCAGUCAACCUGGAUACAAAGGAGGUCACUGAAACAAACUGGUACAAAAAACAUUUCACAUCCUCAAGAAACCUGGAAAUUGAGACAAAGCACUCUCUUCAGGUUCGAAACUGGGAGAAAAGGCUUCAGACUGCAGUGGGACGAGGGCAAUAUAGACGACUUGUGCAGUCAUGCUGAGAGCCAGAUAAAGCUGUACAAAGAACGGCUUCCCAAACCAGGUGAUGUGUUGCAGUAUGAGGCAGGACAAUCACCUCUGGAUUGUUUGGAACAGGCAGCCAUCCACUAUGCUACUGCCAUCAAAUUC
Molecule: messenger RNA, 1149 nt
Organism: Colossoma macropomum (tambaqui)
Lineage: Eukaryota; Metazoa; Chordata; Actinopteri; Characiformes; Serrasalmidae
Exons: 8
Coding region: 375-1022 (215 amino acids)
Biological process (GO): protein polyubiquitination; ubiquitin-dependent protein catabolic process
Molecular function (GO): ubiquitin protein ligase activity
Source: RefSeq, a predicted model, not a curated record